This is a messenger RNA of Chrysochloris asiatica (Cape golden mole), 1110 nucleotides long. It is a transcript of the gene KLK6, whose product is annotated as kallikrein-related peptidase 6. Lineage: Eukaryota; Metazoa; Chordata; Mammalia; Afrosoricida; Chrysochloridae. The coding region runs from base 1 to 1110 and encodes 369 amino acids. The record is from RefSeq and is a predicted model, not a curated record. Gene Ontology annotation, molecular function: serine-type endopeptidase activity. The transcript is spliced from 8 exons. Gene Ontology annotation, biological process: proteolysis.
AUGGUGAUGAAGAUGCUGAUUCUAACACUGGUUCUCAUUGCAGCAGCCUGGGCAGAGGAGAAGAAUAAGUUGGUACAAGGCUCAUCUUGUGACAAGAGUGCUCAUCCCUACCAAGCUGCCCUCUACAACUCAGGCAACUUGUUAUGUGGAGGGGUCCUUGUUCACCGAGAAUGGGUUCUCACCGCUGCUCACUGCAAAAAACCGAAUCUUCAGGUCUAUCUGGGAAAGCACAACCUUCAGAAAACCGAGAGCUCCCAGGAAUCUAUCCCUGUUGUACAGACUGUGACCCACCCUGGCUACACUGCAGCCACUCAUGACCAGGACAUCAUGCUGUUGCGCUUAGCACGACCAGCGAAACUCUCUAACCUCAUCAGUCCACUGACCAUGGAGAAAGACUGCUCCUUCAGCCAAACCAGCUGCCAAAUCCUGGGCUGGGGCAAGACAGCAGAUGGUAAUUUCCCUGACACUAUCCAAUGUGCACACGUCAACCUGGUGCCUCGUGGAGAGUGUGAGCGUGCCUACCCUAGCCAGAUAACCCAAAACAUGGUGUGUGCUGGAGAUGAGAAGUAUGGGAGAGAUUCCUGCCAGGGUGAUUCCGGGGGUCCCUUGGUAUGUGGAGGCCGUCUCAGAGGCCUUGUAUCAUGGGGCAAUAUCCCCUGUGGAUCAAAGGAGAAGCCUGGAGUCUACACUGACGUUUGCAGAUAUUUCGAUUGGGUGCAAAAAACUAUUAACACCAGGAGACGCUGCCGUGUGGCCCUGCCCAACUUGCACCCACGCCUGGUGCCUGGCUCCACCAGGCAGGCCGAAGCACCUGCGGGACUGGAUCCCUGCCCUUUCCCACAAGGUGGCCUGGGUGAUGGGGCAGGAGAAGGCCCGGUGCCGAGUCCAGGAGGCGGCCGGCAGCAGGACCAGGCAAGUCUGAGAGGUGUGCGGGCCGACCUGGGAGCAGGCUCCCCACCUCUACCCGGGGUACAAGCACAAGCGGCAGUGCUGGAACUCUAUAAUGGGGUCAUGUCCUCAGGGGAAAAUGAGGAGAACCGGAAAGGGGAGUGGGCUGAGGGACCUACCCACUCCCAUCACCUGGACAUCCUCUCCCACCAGGUGCACUGA